AUGAAGUAUGGUCUUAUGGUGGGAAAUAUUCGUACUGAGGUUCCAAGCUUAGCUGUUAAGCCGUUGCACCCCAGCAAUGGCCGGCUAUCAAGUGUUUCUUCUUCAUUGCAUGGUGAUUGUGGAGACGUCUUUCUUCCCUCUGUCAGCGAUACGUGUUCACCUUCAUCAUGCCAUGAUUCUCAAUAUUUUGCUAUGUGUCUCUACUACCCACUUGUUCACACGCCGUCGUUGUCCCCAUCAUCAUUGGGUUCAAGAGUAAUGCUACACUGA
Ilex paraguariensis (yerba mate) is the source of this 270-nucleotide messenger RNA. The record is from the annotation of a GenBank genome assembly. Lineage: Eukaryota; Viridiplantae; Streptophyta; Magnoliopsida; Aquifoliales; Aquifoliaceae.